AUGCGCCUCCUAAAAGAUGAAGGGCACGGAAACUUGAGCUUGGUGGAGUACUAUGAUGACAAAAUCCCUCCUUAUGCGAUACUUUCGCACACCUGGGGAGCGGACGGCGAGGAGGUCACUUUCAAAGACUUGAUGGAAAACACUGGCAAGAACAAGGCUGGCUACAAAAAGAUAGAAUUUUGCAGAGACCAAGCUGGCAGUGAUGGUCUACAACUCUUCUGGGUUGACACCUGUUGCAUCAAGAAGUCGAGCGAUGCCGAGCUCUCGGAGUCAAUCAAUUCCAUGUUUCGCUGGUAUCAGCACGCGAUAAAGUGUUACGUACACCUGGAAGAUGUCUCAACAUCUAAGCGGAAGAGAGGGGAUGAGAAUGCUCAGGAUUCAUGGGAACAGGCUUUUCGAGAAAGUAGAUGGUUUACUCGAGGCUGGACACUUCAAGAACUUCUUGCACCUACCUCGGUGGAAUUCUUCUCCAAAGAGGGCAACCGACUUGGUGACAAACGGUCUCUCGAGCAGAUGAUUCAUAAGAUCACGGGAAUCCCUCUUUUAGCGCUUCGGAGUUCUACGUUUUCUCAAUUCAUGGCUGAUCAGAAACUCGGCUGGGCAACGAACCGCCAAACGACACGCGAAGAAGACUGGGCGUACUCUCUCUUGGGCAUUUGCGCAAUCUCUAUGCCAGUUAUUUACGGCGAAGGAAAGGAGAACGCGGUCAGACGGCUCAAGAAGGAAAUAAACGAUGUCUUUAAAACUAAGAAGAUUGAUUUAGGCAGGAUUCCGUACGCCAAAGGAGCUAUAUUCAAUUCGUCUGAUAGCAUACACACACUGUGUCACCCUGCCACCAGAACCGAUCUACUGGCUCAAGUCCAACAGUGGGCCCAGCUACUGGACGGCAAGAGCAUCUUUUGGCUCUAUGGCGGCGCAGGUACCGGAAAGUCGACCGUUUCUUGGACUUUCUCUCAGUGGUUAACCAAUCAAAGGGGGAUGGGAGGUGUCGAACUCGGGGCCAGCUUCUUCUUCAAACGAGGUGAAGGCGACCGAGGUUCUGGUAAUCGAUUCUUUCCCACGAUCAUUCGACAGCUCACCAAGAAAAUCGCUGGACUGGAUGCUCUUGUUGCGAACAUUAUUGACUCAGAUCCAUUCAUUUUUGACAAAGCAAUUGCAGAACAGUUCCGCCGACUCGUCCUACAGCCGUUGCAAGAUUCAAGCAUUAAUGGCGCUAAUCUCUGUACACUGAUAGUGGUGGUAGAUGCACUUGACGAGUGCGAGAACGAAAAGGAUAUCAGAUUGAUACUCGAACUGUGGUCGCAACUCUUACAGGUUACGAAGAUAAAUUUGCGACUCUUCUUGACAAGUCGAUACGAACCCUCCAUCUGGCCAGUGUUCCAAAACAUGUCUGUUGAUAUGUUUCGAGACAUCGAUCUUGUGGAUGCAGUUCCACUAAGCACAAUUCAACACGAUCUGUCCGUCUACUUGAACGAUUCACUUGCCUCUAUCCGCAAAGACAACAAUGAUCGUCUUCAAGGCAUAGUUCUGCACAGCGAUUGGGUCGAUAGUGAGAAAACACGACAACUAGUCGAGAUGGCAGUGCCUUUGUUCAUCGUUGCUGCAACCGUGUGCCGUUAUAUUGGAGAUCCUAGAUUCGAUCCUGGGGAAAGACUCCAAAAGAUUCUUCGAAAUCAGAUUAUUGGUCAUAUGUCACAGAUGGAGCUUACAUACCGACCAGUGCUGGAGCACCUCACUGAUCAAACAGAAGAUGACGGAUCGCAGGAAGAACUAUGCCGUGAUUUUCGCACUGUGGUGGGAUCGAUUGUUGUCCUCUCAGAACCUUUGUCAAAGAGCGGUCUCGCGACUUUGUUAGGGAUGUCUCUUCAAUCUAUCAGCCAGCAACUAGCUCCACUACAUUCAGUGCUUCGUAUUCCAGCCGACCAAGAUACCCCUAUCCGAACUCUCCAUCUCUCUUUUGCCGAAUUUCUGUUGAGUGAAAAAGCUCAAAAGCAAUCUUUUGGAGUGGACGGUUCUAACGCACAUCUGGCGCUGAGCAGACACUGUUUAAGAGUUCUUUCCAGCCCCUAUGGCUUGCGCGAGAACAUUUGCGACCUCGAGUGUCCAGGAGAGUUACGGCAUAAGGUCGAAUCGACUACCAUUACAAGCCGGCUUUCUCCAGUGCUGCAGUAUGCAUGUCGACACUGGGUUCACCAUGUUCAGCACAGUCAUCGCCAGAUUCACGACAAUAGUGAAGUGCAUAUUUUCUUGAAAAAGCAUUUUCUGCACUGGCUUGAAGCAUUAAGUCUGAUGGAUUGCAUCUCUGAGACGAUCAGUCUUUUGGGUAUUUUACAGUCUUGCGUGUCGUUUUUCUCGAAGAUGCCCGGCGGUUCAUCUUUAAAAAAUAGAUUCAUCGCUAAUCUUGCACCACUACAGCUUUAUUCGUCUGCAAUCGUUUUUGCGCCACAGACCAGCCUGGUUCGAAACAUUUGCGGUCGACCUCCUACAUGGAUACAACAGCAUCCAACGAGUCUUAUAGAAUGGGGUUUAGAGCUUCAGAAACUGGAGGGACACUCUCAUUCGGUCGAGGCGGUGGCAUUCUCACCUGACGGCGCCCUCUUGGUUUCAGGAUCUGAUGGCGCCCUCGUGGCUUCAGGAUCCAACGAUGAGACGAUCCGACUGUGGGGCACACAGACAGGUCAAGAAGUGCAGAAGCUGGAGGGACACUCUAGCUCGGUCAGGGCAGUGGCAUUCUCACCCGACGGCGCCCUCGUCGUUUCAGGAUCCGACGAUCACAUAAUCCGACUGUGGGACACGCAGACGGGUCGAGAAGUGCAAAAGCUGGAGGGACACUCUAGCUCGGUCAGGGCAGUGGCAUUCUCACCCGACGGCGCCCUCGUCGUUUCAGGAUCCGACGAUCACAUAAUCCGACUGUGGGACACGCAGACGGGUCGAGAAGUACAGAAGCUGGAGGGACACUCUAACUGGGUUAACGCAGUAGUAUUCUCACCCGACGGCGCCCUCGUCGUUUCAGGAUCCGACGAUCACAUAAUCCGACUGUGGGACACGCAGACGGGUCGAGAAGUACAGAAGCUGGAGGGACACUCUAACUGGGUUAACGCAGUAGUAUUCUCACCCGACGGCGCCCUCGUGGCUUCAGGAUCCGACGAUCACACGAUCCGACUGUGGGACACACAGACGGGUCGAGAAGUACAGAAGCUGGAGGGACACUCUAACUGGGUUAACGCAGUAGUAUUCUCACCCGACGGCGCCCUCGUGGCUUCAGGAUCCGACGAUCACACGAUCCGACUGUGGGAUACGCAGACCGGUCAAGUAUUAAAAAGACUUGAGAAAAUUCCAAUAAUUAAAACUAUUUAUUUUGCCAACAAUAAUACGACGUUAGUAACUAACCGAGGAACAUUUGAUGCAAGCAAUGGCAAUUCCCUUAAUGCCGACGGUAUCAAGGCAUACAAAGACAAGACGAUUAGUGUAUCAGUUGAUUGGAUUCAACGGAGAAACCAAAAUCUUCUAUGGCUUCCGCAUGAGUAUCGCGGCAUCGUCACCUUUAAUAGCGACAAGCUUGUGGUUGGCGCACAAUCUGGUCUCGUCAGCAUCUUUCAAAUAUCAGAUUGA
Molecule: messenger RNA, 3612 nt
Organism: Endocarpon pusillum Z07020
Lineage: Eukaryota; Fungi; Ascomycota; Eurotiomycetes; Verrucariales; Verrucariaceae
Exons: 2
Coding region: 1-3612 (1203 amino acids)
Molecular function (GO): protein binding
Source: RefSeq, a predicted model, not a curated record